CGAGAGAGAGACUCACAGGUACUUUUUGCUUACAAUGGAUUGGAGAACUAUAGGCUACAUUUGUAUUCCUGCAUGUGAAGAAAACAAAUGCUUCCUUUUUUUGUGGUAAUAUUUUUCUGUAUUUACUUGAGCUGGACUUCACAAAGUGGUGCGAAACCUGUGAUGUUUUCCCGGUGCAUUGAGAACGUUCCAGAUUUCAUUAGGUGAGCUUUAAUUGAAGCGAGGAAAUCUAAACUAUUCAGAUGUGUCUGCAAAUAUGAUCUGUGAUCUAGAAAUCAUGCCAAAAGUUUUGUAUUUAGCAUAUUUUGUGUAGUUUUGAAUCAAGCAUUUAUUUUUUAUAGAUUAAAAACAAAUCUGGUCUGUGCCCUAAAACUAUUGGACUCCACUGUACGUAUUUAUCCUUUUCAUUGAUUUUUGAGUUAGAAAAAAACCUCAUGUGAAUGAGUGGGCAUUAUUAAGUCACAUGUGUCUGUCUGCAGCUGUGUCUCACAAACUUUAGUUUCACAUCAGACUAUUUAUAGAUUAUAGAUGUCCCCAAAGACACAAUCGACAGUGUUAAAAACAGAACAAAGCUCCAUUGACAUUCAUUCAGAAUGCGAGAGGUAUAAUUGACCUACUGCCGCUUUCAUAAACUCUCAAAGAGGGUUUGUUUUCGCAGGUCAGGUGUUAAAUAUGCUUCAAAGGUCUUAACUGAGACUCAUUUGAAAACAGAAUUUCCUGACGUGUUGUGCAGAUCUAUUUUUAUGAUAUAUUUAUGAUAUCUUCUCCAAAGUUUCACAGAAAUUUUGUACUCUAAAUGUUUUUAUCCUGACCAUCUUUCAAGAGUUUAAGACUCUAAGAUGGCAACAGACUCUGCAUUACAGCCCAGUCGUUUGGACCGCACCAGUAGCUACCUCCAGUUGGUGGAUGCUUUUGCAUAUUCACUGGGUGAACUGGAGCAACAAAUGGUUUAUGCACAGGAGACAGAUGAAGAUCCAGAUCCCUCUUUGUUCGUACAGAUCGAGGUAGAGAUGAGCGGUGUGUGUCUGGAGUAUCCUGGGGCUGAUGGAGAUGUUGUGGGCACGAGUGUGAGUGUGUUGGAAAAACUGAUACACACACAUCCCAUCUGGCUUCUGCUUUCCAUCGACCAGCAAGAGGCGACAAACAUUCUACUGAAACAACCAGCUGGGGUGUUUUUGGUGUGGAGAUCCCAUGUCUUACAGAAGAAGGUCUUGUCUUUCCACGUGGAUGAAACCUCAGAUUCGGUCAUACACAUCCCUGUUAAAGAGAGCCAGUACACAUUUUCUCUGGAGGAAUCAGGAAUCAGUUUUGCUGACCUGUUUCAUCUUGUGGCCUUUUAUUGUAUAAGCAGGGACAUUUUGCCAUCCACCCUGAAGCUUCCGGAUGCCGUUGGCUCAGCUGAAACUCUUUCUGAUCUGCAUGAGGUUGCCCAGCGAGGGGCAGCGUUUUGGAAGUCUGCUCUCAACCGUCAACACAAGAAACUUUGUAUCCCAGACGGUUUUCUGGAUCACGAGAGAGGACCAUUCUCUGACAUCUCACAGAUUGAGGAUCAAACUGGCCUUUUCCUAAAUACUUCAGAAGGUGGAAAAAAUUGCGCCAGUGCUUUGUCUUUUAUCAACCCGGUCUUUUAUCAACAACAGCAUCCCGCUGGAAACACAGUCGUGAUUGCAAAGGACCCGACAACAGCCAACGGAAAAUCUGGUCCGCCUCCUCCACCAAGACCUCCGCCACCACGUAUUUUGGUUCGUAGACCUUCACCUCCUGGUCCGAGAAGUAUGCCGUUAAACAUCAACUUUAACAGACUCAGCCAGAGAUCCAAGUCUGGCUCCAAGGGAUCCAAACAAUCCUCUUCCAAAAAACCUCCGCCACGACCUCCUCAAGCUCCAGAUAUUGACAAUUACCGCUGCACCAUUGCAUUGGACGACGAAACGAUCUCUAGAGCCCUGUCCCGAGCCAACCUGCCCCACACUCCCUUAAACCAAACCAACAAAAACGUCCUACAGCAAUGGACAGGACCUGAAGAGAAAGGACGAAGCUCGAGCGGCCGAAGUUUUUCCACUUCAUCAUCUGACUCUCUGGAUUCUCCUCCAAAGCCUCUCCCGUUGAGCCUGUUCCCAAGCACGGCUCCCGGCCUCUCCACGGAUGACAGCAGUGGUGAGUACGAGGAAGAAGAGGAAGACUACGGUGUGGGGCUUGAGAAAGACCUGCAUCUCCGGCUUAGUGCUUCCCGCAAGUCAAAGAAAAUAAUGGCGGUGGAAUUAGCGGGGGCUCGUCCGAGAUCGUUCGUUAUUUUACCACAGGCGUUUAGGGGACGCUUCCGGAAGGUCCGAGGUGUCCUCAAUGUUCUGGCUACACCUGAGAGACGCAUCUUGCUGCGGAUCAUUGAGCUAGCACAGGAUAAAGGUUCUUACUUUGGGUGUCUGGUGCAAGACUACGUGAGCUUUGUGCAGGAGAAUAAAAACUGCCAAUCGUCCAGCCAAGAUCUUCUGAAGACACUACGACAGUUCAUGACCCAGAUGAAGGCCUAUCUCAUACAGAGCUCAGAGAUUAACCCACCCAUUGAGUCUUACAUACCUGAAGACCAGAUCGAUGCAGUGUUGGAAAAGGCCAUGCACAAAUGUGUGCUGAAACCUCUGUACGGUUCAGUGCAGUCGGCCCUGCAUGAGUUCCAGGUGGCCAGUGGGUCGUGGGGGAAGCUCCAAGAGAAUCUGGCCCUGGCCAAGACCAAAAAACCCAGAGAACUGGGGGCGAACGCAGCCAGGCCACCAGACAGCCACGCCAUCCAUCGGAUACGCAGAAAACUUACAGCUAUGUGCAGGAUGUACUCGCCCGAGAGGAAGAUCGUGGUUCUGUUGAAAGUGUGCAAACUCAUCUACAGCAUUAUGCAAGAUCAAACAGUGCGGCUGUUCGGAGCGGAUGAUUUUCUGCCCAUGUUGACAUACGUGUUGGUCCAGUGUGACAUGCCUCAGCUGGACACAGAGAUCAUGUACAUGAUGGAGCUGAUAGAUCCACCACAGCUACACGGAGAAGGUGGUUAUUACCUCACUAGUGCGUAUGGAGCGAUGUCACUCAUCAAGAACUUCCAGGAAGAGCAGGCUGCCCUAGUCCUCAGUUCAACAACACGCGACACACUCCACCAGUGGCACCAACGGCGGACCAUGCUCAAAGAUCUGCCCUCUGUGGAUGACUUUCAGAAUUUCUUGCGUGUGGCUUUGCGGACGCCGGACAGCGGCUGCACAGCUAAAACCCUGCAGGUUCGGCCGUACGCCACCACGGAAGAGGUGUGCCGCCUUUGUGCCCUCAAAUUCCACGUGUCCGAUCCUGAAAACUACGGCCUUUUUCUCUUUACGGACGAAAGCAGCCAGCAGCUGACCGCAGACACACGUCCUCAGUGGAUUAAAGCAGAACUACAUAGUCGGCCAAACCCUCCGUCUUUUCAUUUUGUUUACAGAGGCACAAACAUAAGCAGAUGCUUGCUUGCCCAUCAGAAUCAUGGAAACUGCCAUAAAGACAAAACCAGCAAGAGAACUGCGUAACAAGUUUCAUAAACGCAAGAUGUUGUGUCAAUACCGGCAAAACAAGGGUGUGACUAUGAAAUGUGUACUUUGUAAAGAAAGAUAUGUAAAGAGGGAUAUUGCAUAAAAAAUGCAUCAUGUAUAGUUAGCACUUUUCUAAAAAUGGUUUUAAAAGGCUUCAAGUUCUUUUGGGCACUGAAAAAUGAGAAGGCAAUAUGAUAAAUUAUUUGUUUGGCAUUGUCAGUACUGUAGUAUUGAGGCCCUGAGGGCAAAUACUGUAGGAUUUAUUGUUCUCUCAUAAUUCAAUUCUCAAUAAAAUCUUAAAAGUACAUAUUCAGUUUAUCAUGUCCCCUCAAAAAACUGAAUAGAACGCUUUUUGUUUUUAAAUGCUAGAAAAGAUUUCAGGGAUCUAUUUUUGUAUUCUGGUUAGUGUUGAGAUGUCCCCUCUGCUGUCAAAGUCUCACAUCAACAGAAUCUGGAAUCUUUUAGCCCUGUGAGGAAAGCAGCUUUAAGAAUGUGACCUCUAUCAGAUAUCCAGCGUGAUGUGGCUUUUUUCCUCAUUUCACAACAGUGUGGGAUUGUUUUAUUGAGACUUUACACAUAUCUGAAAAAGCUCACUUUGCUUCGUAAAGUUUAGCAUUUGUGUAGCGCAACUUGAAAAAAGUAAUAUAUGUUUGCAAUUUAUGAUGCAUUUAGUGCUAUGCACAAGAAUAUGAUUUAUUUUAACUUUUUCCUGGACUGAAAAUGAUUAUUUAAAUUGUACAUGUUGUGUUUUUGGGGGUUUCCUCCGGGUACUCCGGUUUCCUCCCCUGGUCCAAAGACAUGCAUGGUAGGUUGAUUGGCAUCUCUGGAAAAAUUGUCCGUAGGGUGUGAGUGCGUGAGUGAAUGAGUGAGUGUGUGUGCCCUGCGAUGGGUUGGCACUCCAUCCAGGGUGUAUCCUGCCUUGAUGCCCGAUGACUCCUGAGAUAGGCGCAGGCUCCCCGUGACCCGAGGUAGUUCGGAUAAGCGGUAGAAAAUGGAAUGGAAUGGAAUGUUGUGUUUUUUACUCCCCUUGUACUAUAUUAGUUGCAGAAAAUUGCUUUACAUGUACCACCUCAGAAGAGUAAAAUGUGUUUUUUUCAUCAACAAAUCAAGUAGGCAACACCAUCAAAGUUUUUUCUCCGAGUUUAAUAUAAUCGUAAAUAGGUUACAAUUAAAGUUAAAAGUACUUCAUGGUAAUAAGGUAUGUAAAAAUUCACUCAAAUAAAUUAAAUGUAUUUCUUUACUCACUGUCAUGUUGUUCAAACCCUGUAAGGCUUUUUUCUGUGGAACACAUAAUUAGAUAUUUUGAGAAAUGUCUGCUUGGUUAUGUGUCCAUACAAUGAAAGUCAAUUAAUAAACUAUCACUUUGACAAUU
Messenger RNA from Triplophysa dalaica, 4911 nucleotides. It is a transcript of the gene rin2b, whose product is annotated as Ras and Rab interactor 2b. Gene Ontology annotation, molecular function: guanyl-nucleotide exchange factor activity; small GTPase binding. Gene Ontology annotation, cellular component: cytosol; endocytic vesicle. Gene Ontology annotation, biological process: signal transduction; vesicle-mediated transport. Lineage: Eukaryota; Metazoa; Chordata; Actinopteri; Cypriniformes; Nemacheilidae. The record is from RefSeq and is a predicted model, not a curated record.